Molecule: messenger RNA, 216 nt
Organism: Trichoderma harzianum CBS 226.95
Lineage: Eukaryota; Fungi; Ascomycota; Sordariomycetes; Hypocreales; Hypocreaceae
Exons: 2
Coding region: 12-167 (51 amino acids)
Source: RefSeq, a predicted model, not a curated record
GUUACAAGUACAUGGAGCUGCUACAUAAUAAGCGUCGUCUGUCGUCUCCCUCUUCGGCUGUGGCCGACCUUGCUCUCGCUUCUCCCUCGUCUUCUUCCUCGUCUUCUUCCUCUUCCUCUUCCUCUAUCUCUACCUCACUCUCUUGCCCCCGCUCUGUUUACACAUAACAAAAUUCACAACCAUCCACCGAAUCCCGCAGCCAUGGGUGGCAUCGCU